CUCUGCAUGUCAGCUGUGCUGUCUACAACAACAAUAACUGCCAAGAAGAUACUGUAGUCGCUGAGGUUUGGCUUUUUUAUCUAAAGGUAUUUUUAUUAUUAUUAUGUCAGGAAAACUCCCGUGAUGUACACGUUGGUUAACCUUUGAUCGAGACUUUGACUCGCGUGGAGACACUAACGAUAACGUUACGCAACACUCCCAUUCAAAAUCUGGCAAAUACAAAUGUAGUAUAGCUUAUCGUCAAGAUACAUGUCAUGAACAUAAAUAACAAAACCAUUUCUAAACGAAUAGAAGCUACGUUUUGAUUCGGCUCGCAUAUGAUUCCACCAAGUAGCUUUUAUUUUAUUGGAUUUCGUUGCUUUUGUCACACGACUUUCUUCCGAGCCAACGACUAGCGAACGUAACAGACAACUCCGAUCUUAAAGUUAGUAUUUCUCAUGAUAUGUUCUGUUUUUAGUUUAGAUGUUGCCGAAUUGAAGAGGUGGUUCUAGUAGUGUUUGGUAGAUUUUAAUUUGUAUGUUACGCGGUCUGUGUUUCUGUCGAACUCAUGAUGCAGUCUACACUGCUGCACUUUGCUUUAUGGAGUUUGUCAUAGUGGAGAACUUGCAAGGUCAGCUCCAUUCACUUGCAGCAGCAAGUUUAGAUUUUUAUAAUUUGCCAGAUAUUUUGAUACUAGCAGCCAUCUGGUGCUAUUGAAUGAGGGUUGGACAUCUCUAAAUUCUAACCCGUCACCGUGACUCGGGAUACAGUCAGUGCCGAACAAGUCUUUACAAGAUCAAGCCUCCAUGCAUUGUGAUCUUAAUCACAAACUGUCCUGUUGAUAGUGAACCCAGUAACUAAGCACUGACUCUGCCUCACACAAGCGUUUCAUGCAAUCUGGCCUCACAAAGGAAGCUGAUUACUGCCCUUUGACCUCGGUCCUUCUGCAGUCCUCUUUCAUCCACCUCCACUUACUUACUGAUGGAGAUGAGCUGCUCAGAGAUCUCUGUGUGAGGUUGAAACACAAGUCCAGCACAUAGAGCCCCCUUUGAAGUGCAGCUUUAAUGUACCUGAUGCAGGACAGACAGACCCAUUAGAAUGGUAUCAUCAGUCUCCUGAAAAAAUAUUUGCAGUUCUGCAAGAACCACUAUUGUAGUAAACACUGUUAGUGAUAGGGCUACAACUACCAAUUCAUUUCUUAUUAUUGAUUUUCAGAAUUCAUCUAUAAACCUUUUACCCAUAAAAUGACAUAAGAUGGUGACAUGGCCAUCAUGGUUUCCUGGAGCCCAGGGUGAUGUCAUCAAAUGUCUUGUUACAUCCAACCAACAGUCCGAAGCCCAAAGAUAUUCAGUUUCCGACAACAAGAGUAAAAAAAUCAAAAAGCUCCAAAUCCUCACAAUUCUAAAGCUACAAGGGAAUGUUUGGCUUUCUGUGCAUUAAAAAAAGCGACUGGAAGGAUUAAUAAAUAUAAUCAGAAUAGUACAUUUUCUGUCCAUCAAUAAAUCAUUUUCAUCUGCAAAUUGAAUCUUUUCUUCUCCAGUCAACGGGACAAGUCACAGAGGAAAGAAAGACGGUGCUGUCCGUCUCAGAUGAUAAGGGGAGACUGGUGACUCACAAUGGAGGAUUUCAGGCGGACGUACCUGCGUCUGUGUAAGGAGGGCGGUGUGGAGCCUCAGGAGAGUAUUGUGGCUCAGCUCCAGGAGAGCAGGGCUGCUCAGGGCUCCAGACUGGACCUGAGCGGACAGAGCCUGUCUGCAGAUACCUGCUCUGUGCUGGCCAGGGCCUUCCAAAAGGAUAGCGUCUUCACGGAGGUGUUGCUCAGUGACUGCAUGCUCAGCGAGGAAGGUGCCAAAGUACUUCUGAGUGGACUGUUUGGCAACACGACUGUGAAAGUCCUGGAUCUAAAGGGGAAUAACCUGAGAUCGACGGGGGCUGAGGUGUUGGGAAAGCUGUUGGUGCGUAACAAGACUCUACGCAGGCUGGUGUUGGAGUGGAACGCUUUGGGGGUGUGGGACGAAGCCUUCUCGCUCUUUUGUGAGGGCUUGGCGUCUAACGGCGUGCUGACACAGCUGGACCUGCGCAACAAUCAGAUCAACCACCACGGAGCAGCCGAGCUCGCUCUGGCACUUAAACGCAACACCGCUGUUCAAGCGCUGGAUCUGAGGUGGAACAACAUUGGUCUCUUGGGUGGCAGGACUUUGCUGGAGGCUCUGCAGAAGAACAGGAGCAUAAUGCAGCUGGAGAUGGCAGGGAACAACAUACCUAGUGACACACUCAAAGCUCUUGAGCAGACCACAGGGCACAACUCAGACAGACAGUCCACCAUGAGAGAGAGCCGCAGCAGGACCCAGGUCCUCAGCAAGGAGAUUCAGACACUGAAGGAGGGGAAGGGUCGGCAGUUCCUAAGCCUGAUGGAAACCAUAGACAGGCAGAGGGAGGAGAUGGGUCGCUCCAACGGGUCCACCUCCAUUCAGAUCGGCCAACUCCAGGAAGCUCUGAAUGAGAGGAAGUCAGCUGUCAACUCGCUCACCGCUAAGUAAGCAUUUCAUUUUCCUUUAUUCAGUAUUCCCAAUAUGAAGAACAGCACAGUCUGUUGUGUGUAUUAGAGGAUGCUUCAUUUAAUUACAUAUUUUUCAGUCAAGUUUAAGGUUGUAUGAAGCACUCCAGUAUGUACUCCUCCACUGACUCAGCCCUCCUGAAGUAUUUAAUCAGGCAGCUAUUAUUAGUUACUGAAGGUUCUCGGCUAAAUAGAUGACCCCCGCCUGAAGCUUGUAUUCAUUCACCUCAACACAUAUGAUGUAAUGAGCUCCUUCUGCUAUGUAUAAA
Anarrhichthys ocellatus (wolf-eel) is the source of this 2805-nucleotide messenger RNA. RefSeq names its product leucine-rich repeat-containing protein 45-like. Lineage: Eukaryota; Metazoa; Chordata; Actinopteri; Perciformes; Anarhichadidae. The transcript is spliced from 8 exons. The coding region runs from base 1596 to 2519 and encodes 307 amino acids. Gene Ontology annotation, molecular function: protein binding. The record is from RefSeq and is a predicted model, not a curated record. Gene Ontology annotation, cellular component: plasma membrane; centrosome.